Molecule: messenger RNA, 1678 nt
Organism: Sapajus apella (tufted capuchin)
Lineage: Eukaryota; Metazoa; Chordata; Mammalia; Primates; Cebidae
Gene: GPR119
Product: G protein-coupled receptor 119
Exons: 1
Coding region: 351-1358 (335 amino acids)
Biological process (GO): regulation of metabolic process; adenylate cyclase-activating G protein-coupled receptor signaling pathway
Cellular component (GO): membrane
Molecular function (GO): G protein-coupled receptor activity; phosphatidylcholine binding
Source: RefSeq, a predicted model, not a curated record
AAUGAAGAGAGAGGGCCUAGCAAGACAGCAUGUACAGGUACUUGGGUGUUGUCUAGUAACUUGGUGGUUGGAGGGGGAGGGACUAGUUCGGGGCCCAGGGGGAGGUUGGCACUGAGAUCGCUGCCUUUAGAAAGCUAGACAGGCAGGAGGCUGAGGACUGAAAAAGAGAGAAUGAGUAAUUCUUCAUGACCUGCAGGAUUACAAAGAGGGCAAGCUGCCAGCCUGGACUGCCAGUGAAGGCCAGAAUUGUGCCAUAGCUCUGAACCCACAGCUCCUCUUCCCCUGGCCCAUAAGAAUUUCAGCUGGAGAGACAGCAUGCCCUCCUAAGUGAAGUACUGCCACUUUAAGACAUGGAAUCAUCUUUCUCAUUUGGAGUGAUCCUCGCUGUCCUGGCCUCCCUCAUCAUUGCUACUAACACACUAGUGGCUGUGGCUGUGCUGCUACUGAUUCACAAGAAUGAUGGUGUCAAUCUCUGCUUCACCUUGAAUCUGGCUGUGGCUGACACCUUGAUUGGCGUGGCCAUCUCUGGCCUACUCACAGAACAGCUCUCCAGCUCUUCUCGGCCCACACAGAAGACCCUGUGCAGCCUGCGAAUGGCAUUCGUCACUUCCUCCGCAGCUGCCUCUGUCCUCACGGUCAUGCUGAUCACCUUUGACAGGUACCUUGCCAUCAAGCAGCCCCUCCGCUACCUGAAAAUCAUGAGUGGGUUUGUGGCCGGGGCCUGCAUUGCCGGGCUGUGGUUGGUGUCUUACCUCAUUGGCUUCCUCCCAAUCGGAGUCCCCAUGUUCCAGCAGACCCCCUACAAAGAGCCCUGCAGCUUCUUUGCCGUAUUUCACCCUCGCUUCGUGCUAGCCCUCUCCUGCUUUGGCUUCUUCCCAGCCAUGCUGCUCUUUGUUUUCUUCUACUGUGACAUGCUCAAGAUUGCCUCCAUGCACAGCCAGCAAAUCCGAAAGAUGGAACAUGCAAGAGCCAUGGCUGGAGGUUAUCGACCCCCACGGACUCCCAGUGACUUCAAAGCUCUCCGCACUGUGUCUGUUCUCAUUGGGAGCUUCACUCUAUCCUGGGCCCCCUUCCUUAUCACUGGCAUUGUGCAGGUGGCCUGCAAGGAGUGUCGCCUCUACCCAGUACUGGAACAGUACCUGUGGCUGCUCGGUGUGGGCAACUCCCUGCUCAACCCACUCAUCUAUGCCUAUUGGCAGAAAGAGGUGCGACUACAGCUCUACCACAUGGCCCUGGGAGUGAAGAAGGUGCUCACCUCAUUCCUCCUCUUUCUCUUGGCCAGGAAUGGUGGCCUAGAGAGGCCCAGGGAAAGUUCCUGUCACAUUGUCACUAUCUCCAACUCAGAGUUUGAUGGCUAAGACGGUAAGGGCCGAGAAAUUUCAAAGUGCCUUUCUCCUCCCCUCUCUGGAGUCCCAACUAGAGCAGCAGGAGAGAGGGGAAUGAGAGCACUUGCUUCAGGCAAUUGACCCCUGUCCCAGCAUCCCCCACCCCCAGACUGAGAAGUAACUGAGGCAGGGUCCUGACUUUCUUCUAUAAUCAGUUUCCCCAUUUUCAAAUCUCCACUCCACCCUGUCCUUCUUUUGAAAUAAGCCUGUCUCUCAUGUACAGGUAUAUUUAUUUAAAGCAAGAACUGUACUCCUAAAAAAUGCUUAUAGAUCAAAUUCUAUUUUUGAACAUA